This is a messenger RNA of Saccharomyces eubayanus, 1548 nucleotides long. RefSeq names its product RNA exonuclease (gene NGL2). The coding region runs from base 1 to 1548 and encodes 515 amino acids. The transcript has a single exon. Gene Ontology annotation, molecular function: poly(A)-specific ribonuclease activity. Lineage: Eukaryota; Fungi; Ascomycota; Saccharomycetes; Saccharomycetales; Saccharomycetaceae. The record is from RefSeq and is a predicted model, not a curated record.
AUGACACAAGACGAAAAAGUUAAAACCUUAGCCUCAGAUGCUAGCUAUGCUUCAGAAGCGGAAACUAAUAAGCCCGUUAAAGACUUAAAGCAGCAAAUUGAUGAUACCUCGAAGAAGCAAACAAGAAAGAAGGGAAAUAAAGGUAAGAAAUCAAAACCGGAAGUGACACCCGAACAUAUUGCUAAAGUUCGUGCGGAAAGGGAUGCCGUGAGAAAGGCUAAGAGAGAUUCAUUGUUGGCUCGAGGUAUUGAUCCAGACUGCCCACCAGAAUUGCAUUUCAUCAAGAGGCCUUUCCUAUCGUUACAUGAGAAGGAGCCAGUGACGGGGUUUAGAUUUAAGCUGAUGACUUACAAUUGCUUGGCGCAAGCUCUUAUUCGUAGGAAAUUGUUCCCAGAUAGUGGCGAUGCCCUGAAAUGGUACAGACGUUCUAGAGUUCUAUUAAAUGAAUUCAAGCAUUACAAUGCCGAUGUCAUCUGUUUGCAAGAAAUUGAUCAUAUCCAGUUUCAAAGCUUUUGGAAAGAGGAGUUUAAUAAGUUGGGAUAUGAGGGGCAAUACCAUAGGAAUUCUACAAAGAAUCAUGGUGUUGCUAUUAUAUGGAGAAGAGACAUGUUUCAGCAAGUGGAUAAAAUGCUAAUUGAUUAUGACAAGGAAGUUUCGGGAAAUAUCCCCACAAGAACUACGACAAAUAAUGUGGGUUUGGUCUUGGCUUUGAAAUUCUCUGAAAAAGUACUGUCGAACUUAGGUAAAGCAUCAUCAAAAAAACGCGGUAUUCUGAUUGGAACUUCGCAUUUAUUUUGGCAUCCGUUCGGUACUUAUGAAAGAACAAGACAAUGUUAUGUUGUUCUAAAGAAAAUGGAAGAGUUUAUGCACCGAGUUAACGUUUUGCAGAAUGAAAAUGACGGAGAUUUAUCUCAUUGGUUUCCUUUUUUCUGCGGUGACUUUAACUCUCAACCUUUCGACACCCCAUAUCUGUCUAUGACUUGCAAGCCAGUGCAUUAUGAGAACAGAGCAAAGACCGUUAUUGAAUGUAGUACUUCAUUUAAAUUUUCAAAAGUACGGGAUGGUGAAGAGGGUGCAGAUGAAGAAGAGGGUGGGAAUAUCGAGAAAUUUGGUAAAGAUCAACCUGAGAGCCCCGUUCCAAAGGAUUUUCAUGCUAACGAAGAGCAAAUUGAACUGGUGGAUGAGAUGGCACAACUUCACAACUCAUUGGAUAUGAGAGCUGUUUCGUUAUAUUCCGUUGCCUAUAAAAACGUUCAUCCAGGAAAUGCAGGUCUUGAUAAUGAUAGGGGUGAACCUGAAAUUUCCAAUUGGGCAAACACUUGGCGCGGGUUGUUAGAUUACCUAUUUUAUAUUAAAAAAUGGGACCUACAAAGUAACUGUCAAAAAGUGGAUAGUCUUAACGACUUUGAAAAAGACAACGAAAUCAAAAUCAGAGGGUUUUUAAGGAUGCCUCCUGGUAGCGAAAUGACAAAGCAUGGACAACCCCACGUUGGAGAAUAUGCAAGUGAUCAUUUGUCCAUGGUUUGCGACUUAGAGCUGCAGUUAUAG